AUCCAAAAAAUAGCUCAUGAAGUGACUGUUGUAAAAAAAAUUGAAUACCAGCUGUAUUAUUUUUUUUUUAUUUACCAAGCCUUCUAAAACUUUUUUUUUUCGUUUGUUGCAAAUCUACCUAUUUAAUUAAACAUGGCUGCCACACAAGAUUUGACCAUGAGAAUGAUUCCAUUCUUGGAUCGUCAUCUCGUUUUCCCUCUUAUUGAAUUCUUGGAAUUGAAGGAAGUUUAUGCUCCCGAACAAUUACUCGAAGCCAAGUACGACUUGUUUAAAAAUUCCAACAUGGUUGAUUUCGUGCAAGACCUCUACAAGAAGCUUCACAAGACCGAAGAAGCUCCCAAGGAAUUCACUGAAAAGAGAGAAAAGGUUUUGUCUCAAAUGGAGGAAUUAAGAACCAAGGCUCAAAAGGUCAUGGACAUUCUUGAAAAGCCCGAAGUCAUUGCUGCUCUUCGUCAAGACAAGGCACAAAACUUGCAAUACUUGAAGGAAAACUACAAGUUUACUGAUGAUUCCAUCAACAUUUUAUACGAAUUCGGUCAAUUCCAAUACAACUGUGGUGAUUAUGGAGGAGCUGCUGACUAUCUCUACCAUUUCCGCGUUUUGUCUACCGAUAACGAACGCUCUCUUUCUGCCACUUGGGGUAAGAUGGCAUCGGAGAUCUUGACAGGUAACUGGGACGCAGCUUUGGAAGAGAUGCAAAAGUUGAGAGAAGCCAUUGAUCAAAAGAGCAACAGUUCGCCUCUUCAACAACUUCAACAACGUACUUGGCUCCUUCACUGGUCCUUGUUCGUGUUCUUCAACCACCCCAAGGGUCGUGACGGUAUCGUCGAUAUGUUCCUUACGCCUCAAUACAUCAACACCAUCCAAACAUCUUGUCCCUGGAUCUUGCGUUACCUUGCCACUGCUGUGGUAACCAACAAGCGUAGAAAGAACCAAAUGAAGGAACUUGUCAAGAUUAUCGAACAAGAAGCAUACGAAUAUAAAGACCCCGUCACCGAAUUUGUUGAAGCACUCUUUGUUCGUUUCGAUUUCGAAGGUGCUCAAAAGAAGUUGAAGGAAUGUGAAGAUGUUCUUUCCAAUGAUUUCUUUUUAGCCGCCACCCACGAAGAUUUCAUGGAAAGCGCCAGACAGUUCAUUUCAGAGACAUAUUGCAGAAUUCAUCAAAAGAUCGAUAUCAAGGAAAUGUCACAAAGACUCAACUUGUCUCAGGAAGAAGGUGAGAAAUGGAUCGUCAACUUGAUUAGAGAUACACGUGUCGAUGCCAAGAUUGAUUUUGAGGAAAAUACCGUCAUCAUGAACACACCAGUUACUUCUGUAUAUCAACAAGUCAUUGAACGUACAAAGGGUCUUUCUUUCCGAUCACAGGUACUUGCUACCACCAUCAAGAGACGUGAACUUGCACAGAACGAGGUUGCUGCAUAAAUAGAUUUUUUUUUUUUUCAUACAGUGAUCUUCCCACUUACAAUUCGAAUCAUCUUUUUUUUGAAUCCUGUGGUACAUUUUCUCGAAAAUAAAAAAAAGGAACAUUCAACAAGAAAUAAAACAAUUAUAAAAAAAUACAUAUACAUUUUACCAUUAGAACUACCUCAAAAGUAUCAUGCAAAUUAUUAAUCUAAAUUGAAUAUACAGUGAUUGUAGUUGUACACACACC
This is a messenger RNA of Mucor mucedo, 1651 nucleotides long. RefSeq names its product eIF3 subunit 6 N terminal domain-containing protein. NCBI's taxonomy places the organism in Eukaryota, Fungi, Mucoromycota, Mucoromycetes, Mucorales, Mucoraceae. The record is from RefSeq and is a predicted model, not a curated record. The transcript is spliced from 5 exons. Gene Ontology annotation, biological process: translational initiation. Bases 133 to 1422 code for a protein of 429 amino acids. Gene Ontology annotation, cellular component: nucleus; cytoplasm; eukaryotic translation initiation factor 3 complex. Gene Ontology annotation, molecular function: translation initiation factor activity.